Messenger RNA from Ipomoea nil (Japanese morning glory), 1683 nucleotides. RefSeq lists its product as uncharacterized. Lineage: Eukaryota; Viridiplantae; Streptophyta; Magnoliopsida; Solanales; Convolvulaceae. The record is from RefSeq and is a predicted model, not a curated record. The transcript has 9 exons. Gene Ontology annotation, cellular component: plasmodesma; plasma membrane. Bases 311 to 1645 code for a protein of 444 amino acids.
UUCAAACCCUUUCUUCCUUCUCUUUCUUCUUUCUUUUCUCCUGUUUUCAACAUUUUCCUUCUCUGUUGCCAAUCCCAAUAUCAUUCACCCUUUUCAAGAUGAACAGCUUUCUGUCUUGGACGAUGGAUUGGGCACAAGAAGGAAUAGCAUUAAGGUCGCUGAUGAGGAAACCUCUAUCAAAAAUGCAACCUAUUUGAUAUUGGCAGCAGAGAGGACUCACAGAAGAGACCCUCUUACUGAUUACCAUUAUUACAAUGGUGGUUGGAAUAUUACCGAUCCACAUUAUAUAUUUUCGACAGGUUUUGCUUCCAUGGGUCCUUUCCUCGUUGCCUCUUUAUGGUUCAUCUUGUUUGGACUAUGGUUAUUUUUCAUGUGUAUCACUUGUUGUUGUUGCUGCUGUGCUCGCAAAACUUAUGGCUAUAACCAAUCUGCCUACAUCUUGUCCCUCGUUUUGCUCUGCCUUUUCACUCUUGCAGUCCAAAUGGGAAGUGUGUUUAUAUUCGUUGGUGAAGAGAGAUUCGAGUCAAGCGUUGUUAGUGUAAUGAUGUAUGUUCUGGAUAGAGCAGACACCACCAUCAUUAACCUUAAAAACUUGUUUGAUCAUAUGAUGGCUGUUAAGGAUGUUGGGAUUGGAGACCUCACUUUACCUGAUGAACAAAAGCGUGAAAUUGAUCUACUUGGGUUUACAAUCGAUGAAUUGUAUCGCACUUUUCGCUCUGUUACUUCCCAGGACAAAACUGAAAUAAUAGACUUAUUAGAUCCCCUGAAGCAAAUGCUCAUUUCCGUUGCUAUUACCGUGGUUCUUUUAGCGGUGUUUGGGUUCCUAUUUUCGGUUACUGGAGCUAACUGUCUUAUGUACACCUUAGUAAUAAUGGGGUGGAUUAUUGUAACGGUAACAUUUAUUCUGUGUGGCAUAUUUCUUGUGGUUAACAACCUGAUUGGAGACACGUGUGUGGCGAUGAGGGAGUGGCAGCUGAAUCCAACGGCAGAUUCAGCUCUGGAGAAUAUAAUCCCAAAGGUAGACAACGAAACUACUCAUAUGAUUCUGGCUGCGACCAUGAAUGUUACAUAUGGAGUGGUUGAGGUGGCCAAUUCAUAUAUUUUAACCGUCUCCAAUGUUGAUAAUAUUACACCUGAUGAGGGGCCACUGUAUUAUAAUCAAUCUGGUCCGUUCAUGCCACUUCUAUGUAACCCUUACAGCAGAGAUUAUACUGAUGAUAUGCAGCAUUGUGGACCAGGUGAAGUUGACUUCAAGAAUGCAUCAGAUGCAUGGAGUAAAUACGUGUGCGAAGUUACAUGGGAUGGGAAUUAUUGCGUCACCCCAGGGCGGCUAACACCGCGGGCUUACAAACAGCUCAUAACACUGGUGAACGCUUGCAAAGGUCUGUAUGAUGGGAUUCCAUUUGUGUUGGAGCUAAUGAAUGGCACAUUUCUCACAAAAACACUUGAGGAUUUGAGUAUAGUAUACUGUUCUCAUCUGGAUGAAUACUCGCUGUGGGUGUACGCCGGCCUCAAAACAUGCGCCACUGCUCUCAUGCUCGCCUUGCUGCAAUGGUUGACUCAUUCUGGACACCGAAGGCGACGAGAAUAUACAAAGAAACUUGAUGCUGCUGCGGCUAUCUAUUGGAAUUCUCAUGCUGCUUAAUUAGCAUGCAAUCAGGGGCGGAUCCAGUGUGGGGCAGU